Messenger RNA from Drosophila serrata, 1400 nucleotides. It is a transcript of the gene CHKov1, whose product is annotated as CHK domain ov1. Lineage: Eukaryota; Metazoa; Arthropoda; Insecta; Diptera; Drosophilidae. The record is from RefSeq and is a predicted model, not a curated record.
ACGGUUAAACCGGGCGUAUACGUGCUUUUUUGUUUGCUUUUAUAACAAAUCAAAUACAAAUCCCUAUUAUCAGCAAUGGCGGAUAGCAAAAUACCUGAGUGGGUCACUGCGGAACUAUUCGAGGAUGCGCUUAAGGCGAGUGUGGAGGGUUACACCAAGGUUAGGAGCUUCAAGGCGGAAAUAGGAACCGCCGCGGGCGAAAACUAUGCCACCAUUAUGCUGCGGGUUCACAUCGAAGUGGAGCUUCAGGAUGGUAAGAUCAAGCCGGUGUCCUUCAUGGUCAAGUUGCCACAUCAGCUGGAGAUGUACCAGCAAAUGAUGAAACACACGAAUAUCUUUGAAAGCGAGAGCACCAUGUACACCCAAGUGGUGCCCGAGAUGGAGGCACUCUACAAGGAGGCCGGUUUGGAGGUCAGGUUCGGUGCCAACAGCUACAAUCUCAAUAAUGCCCAGAGUGAUUACGUUGCUUUGGAGGAUUUGAGCGUCCAGGGAUUCAAGAAUACCAAUCGCCUUGAGGGACUCGACCAAGCGCACACGGAAAGAGUGCUCCGCAAGUUGGCCCAGUGGCAUGCAGCAACUGCGGUACGGAUAGCCACCAAAGGACAGUAUCCGGAGAUCUUGCUCAAGGGCUUCUUUAAGGUGGAAAAUAAGCCAAUGAUGAACGAGAUGAUGAAAGGCAUGGGCCAGAGAUUCUUUCAAUGCUGCACCACCUACGAGGGUCACGAAGCGUACAUAGACAAGAUCAAAGCCCUAAAGCCGGUGAUAAUAGACGAGAUGUUCAGGCUGGGUCAGGUCGAUCCCACGGAGUUCAAUGUGCUGAACCAUGGCGAUUGUUGGUCAAACAACAUCAUGUUCCAAUACGAUGACUUGGGCAAAAUCAAGGAGGUCUACAUGGUCGACUAUCAGGUGCCCAAGUAUGGAUCUGUCGCCCAAGAUCUACUCUACUUCCUGGUAUCGUCCACAAGACUGGAGGACAAGUUGAGCAAGUUCGAUUAUUACAUUAAGUUUUACCACGAUAAUCUGGUGGAGCACCUGAAGAUCUUGAAAUACUCCAAGCCUCUGCCAAGUCUAAAGGAGAUUCACAUGGCGCUAUACAAAUACGGGCUUUUCGCUUAUUCCGUGGCCACUGGAGUUAUGGCCGCCAUUCUGGUGGAUCCCACAGACAAAGCCAGCUUUGAGAACUUCCUCAGUGAUUCCGCCGAUGGAGCAGAUUUCCAGAUGCAAAUGUACAACAAUGCUCGCUACCGGAAACACAUCCAACUGAUUCUGCCCUGGCUGCUUAAUAGAGGAGCCUUGGAUAUCAGUCAAGACUAGAUGCGAAUUAAACCAAUUUAUUGUUAAAUUGGAAGACCUGAACACUAUAUUCCCCCCGAGACAUAAGACCUUGUAUAAAAGUAUUA